This is a messenger RNA of Anguilla anguilla (European eel), 4777 nucleotides long. RefSeq names its product TELO2 interacting protein 1 (gene tti1). The coding region runs from base 147 to 3371 and encodes 1074 amino acids. Gene Ontology annotation, biological process: chromatin remodeling. The record is from RefSeq and is a predicted model, not a curated record. Gene Ontology annotation, cellular component: cytoplasm. Lineage: Eukaryota; Metazoa; Chordata; Actinopteri; Anguilliformes; Anguillidae. The transcript has 8 exons.
GCAACUGUAUAGGAGACGCUUCAUCAGCACGCGACGCGUCGCGGAAAACUGACGUAGUAACUGCAAUACGACUCUCUGCUGCUUUUCGGCAUGCUUUACCUUGGUUCAUCGGAAAUGUUCGAUCUCUGAGAUCUGGGACGCCGGAGAUGGAGCAGAUCGACGAGCCCAAAGUGGCGUUUGCGUUCCUGCGGCCGGCGUGUGUGCUGCUGACGCGGGAGCAGACUGCGGCUAACGCCCGGCGGCUGGCCGAGCAGCUGCGUCUGGUGAGCGACGGCGCCCUGCAGCAGCUGCAGGAGUACGUCCUGUUCCCGCUGCGCUUCGUCCUCAAGACCCCCGCCCCGAAGACGGAGAGCCUGGCACAGGCGGCGGUGGAGGUCGUGGCCUACGUGCUCUCCCGCACCUGCGUGCGCAGCUGGGACGUCCUGCGGGAGCUGUUCUCCGAGCUGUGCCUGUGCCUCUGCUCGCCGGCCGACCCGGGGCGGCCCGCCGAGUCUUCGGAGGAGCUGAAGGCGGCGGCACUGCGGGGCCUGCUCGCGCUCGUGCACGCGGCCUACGGGGAUGUGGUGUGGCGGCUGUACGAGCCCGCCAUGCUGCCCGGCCUGGGGACCGCCGUGUCCCUGCUCCUGGCGCUGGCGGAGCGAGAGAGGGCCAGGGAGGUGCAGGCCGCCGCACUCAAAUGCCUGCAGGCCCUGCUGCAGCGGUGCGACUGCCCCGAGGAGCACGUGACAGUAGGCCCCGAGGAGGAGCGGGCCCUGGGCGCCGCCUUCGCCUCCUUCCUGCCCGGGAUCGCACUCGCCCUGUCGCGGGUGGUCGCGGGCGACGUGCGGCAGGGGCACGAGGUGACCGCGAGGGCGGUCAGGGUCUGGUACGGGACCGUGGGCCUGGUCUUGGCCGACGACCAGCUGACCGACCCAGGCGCCCCGGAGCAGCCGUCAGCGGAGCUGGGCAGGGUGGGGCAGCUGGUGGUGCGGAGGACGGCGGAUUGGGUCAAGGAGACCUCGGGGAAGCUGGCGGUGAUCCUGAAGAGGAUCAUUUCCUGGAUCUCCGCCCACCAGCACUGGAGGGUGAGGCUGGAGGUGGUGAGCCUGUCGGAUCACCUGCUGACCACCAGCCGCGGGUCCCUGGGCGAGUGCGUCGGGCCCCUCCUGGACGCCCUGGUCACCAUGGUGAACGACGAGGACCCUGUGGUCAGGGACAAGUGCGGUGCGGCGCUGGAGAACGUGGCGUGGAUGAGCUGGGAGCACGGCGGACAGGCCUUCGCCGACGUCCUGUCGGAGAACCUCCACUCCCUGGCCACGUCCCUGCCGCGCCUUAUGAGGACAUCGGACGACCGGCGCAAGCUGGCCGUCCUCGGCGCCUUCCUGGGCUACCUCAAAAUCCUGGGGCCGGGGGUGGAGGGGGUGCUGAAUUCGGCGUCUCACCUCCACCGGGUCUCCCGGGCCCUGAUGCAGGUGCUGGAGCUGGACGUGUCCGACGUGCGCAUCGUCGAGGAGAGGGGCGCCGCCGAUCCCGUGGGGGGCGGGGCUGGCGAAACGCCCGUGCGGAAGAAGAAGCACUUCCUGUACUUCACGGACGAGAAGGUCUUCUCCAUGCUGCGGGAGGUCUGCAGGUUGCUGGGUUACUACGGGAACCUCUACCUGCUGGUGGAUCACUUCCUGGAUCUCUACAGGGAGUCUUCAGCCUACAGGAAGCAGGCCGCCAUCGCCCUGAACGAGGUUAUCGCCGGAGCGGCGGGCGUCGGCGUUGACGCGACCCGGGGGCGUGUCCCGGUGAGCCGCGACGACCUGAACGCGGCCGUGACUUCGGUAAUCGAGGAGUACACCAGCCUGGACAACUGGCACCUGCCCACCUCCAGCGAGGACUCGGACCAGGGGGAACAGUUGCAUUUCGGACAGUCCGCGAUGCUGUCGAUCGCAAACAGAGCCGAAGGAGAGCUCAACCAACUUCCCUCUGCGAGGAAGGGGUCUACUGUCCACCAGCUGAACAGCAACAUUUGGCAGAUCUGCAUCCAGCUGGAGGGGAUCGGGUGCAUGGCUCUGGCGAUGGGGACGGACUUCCAGCCGUUGCUGAUAACGACGCUGUACCCCGUGCUGGAGAAGGCCGCGGAGCGGACGCUGCUCAUCGGCCAGUCGGCCCUCGCCGCCAUGUUGGACGUCGCCCGGGCCUGCGGCUACGGCUCCCUGAAGGAGCUGGUGGUGGGGAACUCGGACUACCUGCUGAACGACGUGGCCCUCAACCUGCAGCGGCUCGGCCUGCACCCCCACGGGCCGCGCGUGCUGGCCGUCAUGCUGGCCCACGCCGACGCCGACCUGCUGCCGCUGGUGCACGACGUGGUGCGCGAUGUGCUGGCCGCCCUGGACCAGAACUACGACGAGAGAGCGGACGUCUUCUGCGCUGUGCUCCACUCUCUCUUGAAGGCUUUGGUGCGGUGGUUCCCUGUCGGGGCGGGGGUGAGGAAGGCACCCCCAGGACCGGCUGGGGCCAAGAGGGCGGAGCCCUGCUGGGAGGAAACGCUGGACGUGAGGCAGUUCCUCCUGGACUACCGCAGGGAGAAGCAGCUGGCGGAGGGCAUUGUGGGAGAUGAUGAGGAUGCAGAGGAUACAGAAGUGCCCCCGUGUGCAGAGGAGAGCGACGUAGACAUGGGCAUCCCAGACGAGAAGGCUGAGCUCCCCUCCCACAUAGCCAUAACCAAGGAGGUGAUGGAGAGAUGCGUCCACCUGCUGUCUCACCCCAGCCUGCCAAUCAGGCUCAAGGUUUUGGACGUGCUGGAGCUGUGCGUCCUCGUUCUGCACGCCCACACGAACGAGCUGCUACCACUGGUCCACCAGUGCUGGCCCGCCCUCCUGCAACGGCUCACCAAUGACGACCCCCUGGCUGUGUUGCGGGCUUUCCGGGUGCUGUGCACGCUGGGGGAGACUUGCGGGGACUUCCUGAGGAAGAGGGUGUCCAAGGAGGUGCUGCCGAAACUGACGGGGUCGCUGCAGAGACAGGCGCCCGUCAGCGCCAAGGCCGGCCCCAUCUAUACCCACACCCUGGCCUACAAGCUGCAGGCGGCCGUCCUGCAGGGCCUGGGCUCCCUCUGUCUGCGGCUGGACCUGGUGGACACUGAUCUGGAGUCAGUGUCUGAAGCCUGCCUGCCAUACCUGAGCAGCAGACAGCCACCCAAACUACAAGAAGCCUGCAUCAGUGUUUUCCAGCACCUAAUCCAGGUGGACCCUGAUGCCAUGUGGUUCACCCUGAAUGAGCUUCACUGCCCGCUCACCUACGAACCCCCACAUCCGGACCUGCACCCCAUUACCCUGGCCGGGAUGGGCCAGCCCAGGACAGAGUACACGGACAACGUCCUCAAACUCCUGGAAGACGUCAGCUGACCGGACCGGUUAGCAUGACAGCUAACCCGCGGAACCGCGAGAGGGGGAGAUGUACGGUUUGUGGGUGGGGCCUUUCUGCAUCGGGUCAGAGGCACCGGCUCAGCUGAGGAAGGAACGGGCCGAACCGUUCCUCUGGACCGAAUAAUGAAGCAUGGCUGUAGUCCUGCCAGUACAGAGGCAGAGAAAAGGAAACUGAAACGGACCUGCUCCUCCAUGAAGAAUGUAUAACAGGGUCGCUUACAACGACACCCAAAUCUCAACAGAUUUGUUAAGAAUGGCUGUAUAAUGAUGGGAGGUAUAAAAAAUGCAGUACUUUAAGCGACCACCGGGGGGAGUUUCUAGCUUUGAUGAAGUCGUUUAAAAAAACGGCAGCCAAAUACAGCUUGUAGAGCACGUGUGGCUUGUAGCUUUGAUGUUAAGUGGAGGGUGUGUAUGGUGGUCCAGAAGCUGUUCGUUGUUGAAUGUUGGCAACUUAGCAAGAAGCUAUUUUCCAAGAUUAUUUGCACAGUGUUUUUGCUUAAGUGUCUGAUUCAGGGGUUGGACAGCAGUACCCCAGUGGAUGGGAUUUGAUGGGCAGCCUUCUGGUGUACCCCAUGGCAGAAAUUUACAUUCCAUGCUCCACAGCUGUGCCCCACAGAUCUGAAUUUGGGUGUAAACCCCCGGACUCCCAAGUUACUCAGUUGAAAAUGUCACUCACCAUGACUUGUGCACUCUGUUCACAAGUUCGAGGCCUGGCCUUGGCUGACUAUGACUGAGAGCAGACAACGUCCCUUAUGGCAAUGCAAUUUACUGAAAUAAAAUAUCAUGUUCAGAGAAGAUACUGCAACAUUUCACAAUAAAUGGGCAAAUACACACUGUUUCUGCUUUCAGGUAUUCCUUAUUCCUGCAGUAUAUGUUCAUAUGUGGACUUUUUGGAAAAUAUAAUGAUAAAUGUACUUCUCAGUACAAUUAAAGUGAAGUUGUGGGUUGCUUUACAAAAGGGCACCAAGGUAUUAACUAUAUUAGAGGUGUGUAACUGCAUAUUUCACAGUAAUUAAAUGUUGUUUAUAUAUAUAUAUAUAUAUAUAUAUAUAUGGCCUGUACAAAUCUUUUUAUCUGAAUGAUUUUCAUAUUUGCCUGUAUAUUUUGAAGAGUGGCAAUAUCUUCAUAAUAUAUUGCAGUUAAUUCUGUGCGUGUACAAAAAUUGCUGUGAAAUAAAUAUGUAUCAUAUUUUCCAAAACGCCCACAUACCUCAUUUGCGAAACUGUUGCAGUAUAUUCAAUUUUCAGAGGGAGCAUUGCUGUGCUAUAUACACUGAUGUUUAGUAUAAAAGCAGAAACUGGACUGAACUGUAGCUUAAGAUGCAAAUGAGGUACUGCCUGAUCAUAACGCUAUCUCAUACUCAAUAAACACCUCCCUCAUGAGAA